UAUAUCCGAGGCCAUGGCCCCAGUGCUGGAGCCGUGCUGGUCCCCGUUCCUCCUGGGAGCAGCGGUGCCAGCCAAGUGCCACUGCCGGCAGGGCUGGUUCAGGGCCGGUUUCCUGCCCAGCUGUGCAGCCGAUUAGGAGCUGCUGUUCCGCCCCAGAAGUGACUGUGCUUGGCUGCGAGGACUUCGCUGUGUGAGAUAAGGAAGGUGCCGGCGGCUGCGGCCUGGCUCGGGCGUUGUCAGAUACAGUCCAUUAGCAGCAGAGUGCUGUGGGCAGCGCUUCUGCCAGCAGCCUCUCGUGUGUUCCCGGAAUCACCUGGAAGACAUCCCGGGCCAUGUCUCAGCAUUGGAAGUGUCCCGCUCAUCCCACUGCAGGGGACACAGGGGGUGCACAGCCGCCUCCAGCCCACCACUGCUCCUGAGCUGGGGGCAGCACAACCCACGGCUGCCCUGGAGCCCUUCAGCUGAGUUGGUUUAGCCAAGGACAUUGAGCCGAGGCUGUAGCAUGGUGGGAGCCAACCGGGAGUCUCUUUCUGGUGCGAUUGUGCUGACGCCAGUGUCUGCCCCACGGCUCACGGCCUCUCUCCAGCCGUCUGCCUCAGCAGAGAGCAAAUCCCGGGGUCAGCAGCUGGCGGCACAGAUGUGUGCUCCCCCUGCCCGGGCGGGGGGCUACACUCCCACCCCUUUCCCAGCAUCUCCCCAUGGGAGCAGCAGUGAGAGCCCAGCCCAGACCGAACUGACCGCGAGCAGUGGUGUGGGUCAAACGCCUCUGGACCGUGGGGAAGAGGUGUCCUGGCGGGGAACCAUCCUGGCUGCUCCUGCCUUGCCGAGCUGCAGCACUGGUGAGAGGAUGAGGGAGCACAGUCCUGUCCUGGCACCGUGUCCUGAGCGCCCCAUCACAGCUCAGGCCUGGCCCCGGGGACAGGGGGAUUGGGCAGUGCUGUAAUCCCGCUGCACCCGAGGGAUUACCGCUCACUCUGGCCUGGGGAUUAAGGGAUUUCUCUAAGUAGGGUUGAUGCAGCCUCCAGCAAAGCAGCUUGUGCCUGAGGGGCUGUGCUGUCUGGGGCAGGAUGGGUGUGUGAUGGCAGGGUGGGCUGUGCAAGGUGUGGGGAUCCCCAAAGCAGGAUGGGCUGAGGGGCUCCUCACCCAGGUAGUCCCUGCCCUCCUCACCACCAUUCUGCAAAGUCCUGUUGUGCCUGUGUGGUGGCAGCCCUUUGGCACAGCUUAGCUGUUUGGGAAGCAUCCUGGGACUCCACAGCAUGUCCCUGGGGACCAGGAACUGGGCACCAGGAAACACUGCUGGGGGAGCUGCUGCUGAGCCCCAGCGCCUUCCCUUGCACAGUGUGGGGUCAGCCUGGGCAAGGGGCAAGUUGCUGGGCCCAGCUUGGGGAGCUCAGGGAUGGACUCAGGUCAAAGGCGAGAGGCAGUGCAGGGGUAGCGCCAGGCUUGGAGAGCAGAGCCAGGGGCUCGGGCAGAGGCAGCUAUCCAAUUCCUCUUGUGAGGUGUUUGAAGCAGAGGACAAGGGGCCCUGCUGCUGACACUUGCAGGGCUGUAGCUCUGGUUUGUGAACAGCCCACCUGGCCUGGACAGGCUGCAAAGACCAAGCCAGGUAUGCAGGUCACUCUGUGUUGGAGAUUCCACCUGGCCCUGCCUCAUCCCAGUCACAGACCCAUGUGCUUGUGUCACACAGGGGUUUCUCCAGAUGCCAGUCCAGGCCCAGGCAGGAGCUUGUACAGCACGUGCCCAGCUCAGCCUCCCCUGUGCUCCUGGCUCCCUUAGCUGCCCUUUUGCCUCUUGGUGAUGUGGCAACCACUGCUCUGGCCCCUGGGAAAGGGGAAGUGCUAUUGAAAGCAGAAGGUCAGUCACAUCAGCAGUGAGUGCCCUGCUGCCCUGGCAGCCCUGUCAGCUGCCCUUCUCCCCUCUCUCCUCUCUGCAGUCACACUGCACCCGGUAUCAGGGACUGCUCCUGCCUUCCAGGGUGCCCUUCCCCAGCGCCUGCCCCACUCAAGUUACUCCUGGCUCAGCGAUCCCAGUGGAUGCAGGGGUGGGGAGCAGAGCUGUCGAGCUGCUCCUGCCCUGACAGGCCCUGGGGUUUGUUACUCAUGGCCAUGCCCUGUGCUCGAGAUCGCUCCUGCUUUGAGGAAAGGAGCUGUCAGUCCGGUUUGGCUUUGCUCAGUGCCUGUGGGGUUGGAGGGUGGGAGGGUUGUGCGUUUCCCAGCUCCACAGCUGUCCCCCAGCCCAGGAUCCCAGGGCAGGACCCCCCAGUUCCUGCUGCAGGAGCCCCCCACACAGCAGAGUGGGCAGAGGUUCUGGGGCAUGGCCGGGGCACACAGGGCUGGCUCAGGGCUGGGACUCGGGCCCCGUGCCCCAGAGCUGGGGGCUGGAGGCACCCCCACACCGGCAGCGCCGCGCUUCCCCGGUGCACCUUCCUCCAUGCGGCGCUCGUUGCUAUGCGACCGCCGGCUCCUGAUGCUUAAUGCUCUAAUACGGAGGGAUAAAACCACUCUAAAAAUACCCCACUGCCAGCCCCCCGCGGGGCCAGGGGGGCUGCCGGGGGGCAGGCGGCCUGGCUGGGGGGCUGCUGGGAACUUCCCAAACUCCUCGUCCUCUAAGUGGCUUUGAGGCGCUGCCGGGGCUCCGGCGGUGGCACGGGCUGGUGUGCCGGUGCGGCGGGGAUUGGCUGGGGCUGCGCGUGGGCUCCUGCGGCUGGAGCUCCCCUAGCAGAGCCGGCUCCAGCCAGAGCCGGAGCGCUCGGCUGCCCUGCCUGCGCCCGGCUCCACGGCAGCGGGAGCUGCCCCGGGCACUGGCCACCUGCCCGUGCCGGGGAGCCCACUGCUCGGCCACGCGCACCUGCCCGGCCUCUGCCUGCUCCUGCCUCGUCUCUGCCUGUCCCUGCCUUGCCCUCCCGGAGCUGGUGGCAUCCUGCGUGCGACCCCCGCGGCAUGGGGACAGUCAGCGAGCUCUGCGCCUCCAGUUUCCAGGCAUUCCUGUGCCCCUCGGUGGCUGCCAAGGCAGUGCCCAGUGACCUGACCCCAGAGGAGUGCCAGGAGCUGGAGAACAUCCGCCGGCGGAAGCAGGAGCUGCUGGCUGACAUACAGCGCCUGAAGGAUGAGAUAGCAGAAGUGACGAAUGAGAUCGAGAACCUCGGCUCCACGGAGGAGAAGAAAAACAUGCAGAGGAACAAGCAGGUGGCCAUGGGCAGGAAGAAGUUCAAUAUGGAUCCCAAGAAGGGCAUCCAGUUCCUGAUCGAGAACGACCUGCUGAAGAACACGUGCGAGGACAUCGCUCAGUUCCUGUACAAGGGAGAGGGCCUCAACAAAACAGCCAUCGGCGACUACCUGGGCGAGAGGGAUGAGUUCAACAUCCAAGUCCUGCAUGCCUUUGUGGAGCUGCACGAAUUCACCGACCUCAACCUGGUGCAGGCGCUGCGGCAGUUCCUGUGGAGCUUCAGGCUGCCGGGGGAGGCACAGAAGAUCGACCGCAUGAUGGAGGCCUUUGCCCAGCGCUACUGCCAGUGCAACCCUGGCGUCUUCCAGUCCACAGACACCUGCUACGUGCUGUCCUUCGCCAUCAUCAUGCUGAACACCAGCCUGCACAACCCCAACGUGAAGGACAAGCCCACGGCAGAGCGGUUCAUCGCCAUGAACCGCGGCAUCAACGACGGGGGGGACCUGCCUGAGGAGCUGCUCCAGAACCUGUAUGAGAGCAUCAAGAACGAGCCCUUCAAAAUCCCCGAGGAUGAUGGCAACGACCUCACCCACACCUUCUUCAACCCCGACCGCGAGGGCUGGCUGCUGAAGCUCGGAGGCAGGGUGAAGACGUGGAAGCGCCGCUGGUUCAUCCUGACUGACAACUGCCUGUACUACUUCGAGUACACAACGGAUAAGGAGCCCCGUGGCAUCAUCCCCCUGGAGAACCUGAGCAUCCGUGAGGUGGAGGACUCGAAGAAGCCCAACUGCUUUGAGCUCUACAUCCCUGACAACAAGGACCAGGUGAUCAAGGCCUGCAAGACAGAGGCAGACGGGCGUGUGGUGGAGGGGAACCACACCGUGUAUCGCAUCUCUGCGCCCACGCCCGAGGAGAAGGAGGAGUGGAUCAAGUGCAUCAAGGCAGCCAUCAGCCGGGACCCCUUCUACGAGAUGCUGGCUGCCAGGAAGAAGAAGGUCUCCUCCACCAAGAGGCACUAGCAGCCAGACUGGCCCUGCGAGGCCAGCGUGCCCCUGCAGCAGCCCGAGUGUCCCCCUGUCCUGGGGACAUGGGGCAGGGGCCACGCUGCAGGCUGGCCCUCGAGGCCCAGGGCCCAGCUUCAGCUUAGCCAUUUCUUUACUGUGGGGGGAGGGAAGGGGCAUCUCAGUGACUCUGCCCCCAUCACUGCCUCAUGCUGGACAGCAUCGUCACGGGCUCCAGCUGGACACAGCACCCUGUGCAGCCCUGAGCCCUGGCCUCAGCACCACGGGCACCCUCCCUGCCUCUGACCCCUGCAGUCCUGCAGCCGCUGGCUCUGGGUCCCCCCAGCUGCCGUGUUCAGACACUGCCAGGGUUGUGUCGGGGAGCAGCUGUGGGUGAGCAGCGGUGGUUUUGGGGUGCCACAGGUGCUGGGGUGCAGGCUGCCAGCCCCAGGGGGGCCCUGCAGAGAUACAGCCCCUGGCCCUCGUUGUAGCGGGCCUGGGUCUGUCCUGGCAUCCCCACGCUGCUGCCUUGGCCCCUCCCAGCCAGAAUGGUCCCCACAGACAGGAGGGGCGAGGGGCAGGGGCUCCUGACGAGCAGUGGUGCCACACAGGCAGAGCUGUGCUGUCACCCAGCCGUGGCAGCUGUGGUGUGGGUGUGGCAGCACUGGGUGCCAUCGCCCCAGCAUGUCCCUGUGUCACAGCCCCUGUGCACGGUGGUUGGUGCCAUGGUGGGACGUGCCCAGAGCUGGAGCCUCCCUCGGGGUGGGAUCUGGCUGGGUGGGGGCUGUGGCCCCCAGCUCUCUGCCUCACAGUCACCUGUGUCUUGUCCUGUCCCCAUCCCCACGCACGGUCUGGAGGCGCCUGGAUCAGUAUUAGUCUAUUUAUCAGAGGUGUAAAUACUCCUGUAUAGUUUUCUCCUUGUAGAUUAUUUUGUAUGUGGGUGGUUCAGUGCAGAGGCCUCACAGGAGUGGGGUGGGGGGGCAGGAUUUUUUAUUCUAACCUCUUUUUUUUUUUUUUUUUUUUUUUUUUAAUUUGCCAUGGCCUUGUAAACUAGUGCUGAAGAUCAGCAACAAAUAAAUACUUGCACC
Molecule: messenger RNA, 5254 nt
Organism: Oenanthe melanoleuca
Lineage: Eukaryota; Metazoa; Chordata; Aves; Passeriformes; Muscicapidae
Gene: CYTH1
Product: cytohesin 1
Exons: 13
Coding region: 2940-4184 (414 amino acids)
Biological process (GO): regulation of ARF protein signal transduction
Molecular function (GO): guanyl-nucleotide exchange factor activity
Source: RefSeq, a predicted model, not a curated record